Molecule: messenger RNA, 487 nt
Organism: Lynx canadensis (Canada lynx)
Lineage: Eukaryota; Metazoa; Chordata; Mammalia; Carnivora; Felidae
Product: ubiquitin-conjugating enzyme E2 variant 1-like
Exons: 1
Coding region: 11-454 (147 amino acids)
Biological process (GO): protein K63-linked ubiquitination; DNA damage tolerance
Cellular component (GO): nucleus
Source: RefSeq, a predicted model, not a curated record
GCAACGCAAGAUGGCAGCCACCACGGGCUCGGGAGUAAAAGUCCCUUGCAAUUUUCGACUGUUGGAAGAACUGGAAGAAGGCCAGAAAGGAGUAGGAGAUGGCACAGUUAGCUGGGGUCUAGAAGGUGACGAAGACAUGACACUUACAAGAUGGACAGGAAUGAUAAUUGGGCUUCCAAGAACAAUUUACAAAAACCGAAUAUACAGCCUUAAAAUAGAAUGUGGACCUAAAUACCCAGAAGCACCCCACUUUGUAAGAUUUGUAACAAAAAUUAAUAUGAAUGGAGUUAAUAGUUCUAAUGGAGUGGUGGACCUAAGAGCCAUAUCAGUGCUAGCAAAAUGGCAGAAUUCAUACAGCAUCAAAGUUGUCCUGCAAGAGUUCAGGAGCCUAAUGAUAUCUAAAGAAAACAUGAAACUCCCUCAGCCGCCCGAAGGACAGUGUUACAACAAUUAAUCAAAAAGAAAAACCACAGGUCCUCCCCCUCCC